AAGACGGCGUCUGGAUUUGCUACCGACCUGCACUUCUGGAUCGGGCGCGAGUCGUCUCAAGACGAGCAAGGGGCGGCAGCUUUCUACGUGACUCAGCUGGACGACACGCUUGGCGGGAACCCUGUGCAGCACCGGGAGGUGCAAGGACACGAGUCGGCCGCUUUUAAAAGCUAUUUCAAGAAAGGCAUCAUCUACAAGAAGGGAGGACUCGCCUCCGGGUUCAAGCAUGUGGAAACCAACAUGUACAACAUCAGGCGCCUCCUUCACGUCAAGGGGAAGAAGCACGUGUCGGCGACAGAAGUAGAUCUUUCCUGGGACAGCUUCAAUAAAGGGGAUGUUUUCCUGAUGGACCUUGGCAAAGUGCUGAUCCAGUGGAACGGGCCUUCCUGCAACAUUGCUGAGAAAUCCAGGGGAAUGGCCUUGGCCCGGAGCAUCCGGGAUGGCGAGAGAGGUGGGCGGGCUCAGAUUGGCAUCAUCGACAACGAGAAGGACUCCCCUGACCUCAUGCAGAUCAUGAAAGCGGCGCUGGGGGAGAGGCGAGGAGAGCUCAGGGAUCCCAUGCCAGAUGAGAAAGCCGAUGAGCUUCAGAAAGCCAAUGUCCGGCUCUACCACGUUUAUGAAAAUGGCAAGGAUUUGGUGGUUCAAGAAAUUGCUACACGGCCUCUUACACAGGACCUCCUGCGCCGUGAGGAUUGUCACAUUCUUGACCAGGGGGGCUAUAAGAUUUACGUCUGGCGAGGAAAAGAGUCCAGCCCAGAGGAAAAAAAGGCGGCCUUUAGCCGAGCCGUGGGCUUCAUCCAAGCCAAAGGGUAUGCUCCAACGACAAAUGUAGAAGUUGUAAACGAUGGAGCAGAAUCGGCUAUGUUCAAACAGCUCUUCAAAAAGUGGACCGAAAAAGAGGAGACUCAAGGACUUGGCAGGACACACACUAUUGGCAAGAUCGCCAAGGUGGAUCAAGUGAAAUUUGACUUCGCUCAGUUGCACGCCAGGCCAGAGCUGGCUGCCGAGCAGCGCAUGGCGGACGAUGCCUCGGGGAACGUGGAGGUGUGGCGAAUAGAAGAUCUCGAGAUGGCCCCAGUAGAGCCCAGAACCUAUGGGCAGUUCUAUGGUGGAGACUGUUACCUUGUUUUGUAUACCUACAUGAAAUCCAACAGACCCCAUUACAUCAUCUACAUGUGGCUUGGCCGCCACGCCUCUGCGGACGAAAUCACCGCUUGCGCUUUCAACGCUGUAGAGCUGGACCGGAAAUAUGGGGACGAGCCCGUGCAGGUUCGCGUGACGAUGGGGAAGGAACCCCGCCAUUUCCUUGCCAUCUUCAAAGGAAAUCUGAUCGUUUAUGAGGGAGGCACAAGCCGGGCCCAGAAGAGCGAACCAGAGCCUGCCGUCCGUCUCUUCCAAGUCAGAGGUUCAGGGGAAUUCAACACUAAAACCAUCGAAGUCCCCGCCCGGGCCUCCUCGCUCAACUCCAAUGACGUCUUCCUUCUCAAGACCAACCAAGUCUGCUACUUGUGGUGUGGAAAGCUGAAACGAAACACCAGGUCUUUCAGUGCUGCUCUUGAAAAGGUCAAACGUUUUGUGGCACGGACCACAGCAGUUGCCCGGAGCCACGGUUUGACCGGGGAAAAGGUGUGA
Heteronotia binoei (common prickly gecko) is the source of this 1632-nucleotide messenger RNA. RefSeq names its product villin-1-like. Bases 241 to 1632 code for a protein of 463 amino acids. The transcript has 12 exons. Gene Ontology annotation, cellular component: cytoplasm; actin cytoskeleton. NCBI's taxonomy places the organism in Eukaryota, Metazoa, Chordata, Lepidosauria, Squamata, Gekkonidae. Gene Ontology annotation, molecular function: actin filament binding; phosphatidylinositol-4,5-bisphosphate binding. The record is from RefSeq and is a predicted model, not a curated record. Gene Ontology annotation, biological process: actin polymerization or depolymerization; barbed-end actin filament capping; actin filament severing.